CAAGUAUAAAGGGAAUAACAUGGUGCAGCUGAGUGCAUGUUUACGUUAGAACAACAGAAAUAUAUUAAAAAGCCUUCGAGUUUACUUGUACGGCGCCUUUUAAUAGACUAGUUUUUAAAAUUCACCCUGCCAUUUGGUAUGUGAUUGCCUAACUCCUCAUGUGCCACUUGUCCCAAUGGAAAGGGGCUUUCAGUUCGGAAACGUGUGCAUAUCUCUGGUGCUGCUGCUUGUUCUGAGAACGUUAACGGGCACUUUGCAGAGUCAGUCUCUCUCGGAGAAUCUCGAAGCGGUGCCGAAGCCAAAAACUGAGGCGGCAGAAGAUGCUACCGUCAUGGAGCGGGCACACAACGUUGGAGGAGCCCCCGGCAUUGGAGAAGUGACCGUGGAGGACGACGAUUACGACUCGACCGGAGAAAGCGAAGAACCGUCUGGAGACAGCGAAGCAAACUUUCAUCAGCGCAGAAGGGCUUUGGUGAUCAUCAGUACUUUAGAUGGGAGAAUCGCAGCUCUGGAUCCUCUAAACCAGGGACGCAAGCAGUGGGACCUGGAUGUUGGAUCAGGCUGUCUAGUGUCCUCUAGCCUCAGCAAACCAGAGAUUUUUGGGAAUAAGAUGUUUAUUCCGUCUCUGGAUGGAGCUCUGUUCCAGUGGAACAGAGACCGGGAGAGUAUGGAGGCUGUCCCCUUCAGUGUUGAGUCCCUGUUGGACUCCUCGUACCGCAUCGGAGAGGAUACUGUGCUGGUAGGGGGCAAGUCCCUCACCUCGUACGGCCUGGGCGCAUACAGCGGCAAGCUGAAGUAUAUCUGUUCGGCAGUGGGCUGCAGUCGGUGGGGGGAUGAGGAAGGAGAGCCAGAGGACAUACUGUUACUCCAGAGAACACAGAAAACAGUCAGAGCAGUGAGACCUCGCAACGGCUUUGAGAAAUGGAACUUCAGUGUGGGAAACUUUGAGCUGAAAUUUGUCCCUGGGAUCCAGUCCAACCUCAACUUCCUGGAGGGGGAGGCGUCUAAUGGGGAGACCUGGCGUGAGGUCCGACGUGAAGCACAGCGUGUAAUCCAGGGGGAGACUGAUGCACAAACCAAAAAUCAUGCUAAUACACAUCCAAACCCACAUACUCGGGUAGAGGGCUUAGACCUGGUCAUCAAAGUUUCUGUGCCGGACUGGAAAGUUAUGGCCUUCAGCACCAAAACAGAAGGACGACUAAUCUGGGAGCAUCAGUUUUGCAUACCCAUUGCCUCUGCAUGGUUGGUGGGAGGGGGCAAGGUGACACCUAUCAGCCUGUUUGAUGACACCUCCUACACACCCCACUCUGAGACCGAGACUCAAGAGGAUGAUGACAUCAUAGACGGGGCCCGAGAGGCCACAGAGUCUAGCGUUUAUUUGGGUAUGUUUCAGGGUCAGUUAUACCUUCAGUCCUCAGUGACAAUCUCAGAGAAGUUUCCAUCGAAGCCCAAAGCUCUAAAUGGUCAGGGCACCAGUGCAAACUUGAUACCACCUCCUACCGUCAAAUGGAAACCCCUCAUUCACUCCCCCUCCCGUACUCCAGUCCUGGUGGGCUCUGAGGAGUUUGAUAAAUGUCUAAACAAUGAUAAAUUCUCUCAUGAGGAGUACAGCAAUGGAGCUCUGUCAAUAUUGCAGUAUCCGUAUGAUAAUGGAUACUACUUUCCAUAUAGUCCUCGUUACCGCAGUCGCCGUGAUGAGACAGCGGUGAGUGUUUUGCUGAAGAAGGAUGGAGUGGGGUCACAGCUGAGAAGAAAAGAUCCUGUGCUGCUGCUGCCAUGGUGGAAAGAGAUUCUGGGUACCAUCAUCUUCUGCAUUGCUGCCACCACCUACAUCGUCCGCAAGUUCUUCCACCCACCCACAACAUACGUGCGGCAAAGGAAGGAGUCUGAGACACAGUGUCAAACGGACAGCAAGUUUGAACUGGACUUUACAGAGCCCAAGGAAGUUGUUAUCACAGAGGCUCGCCCUAAUGAAUAUGUGUCAAGAUACCUGACAGACUUUGAGCCUGUGCAGUGUUUGGGACGUGGUGGAUUUGGUGUUGUGUUUGAGGCACGCAACAAAGUGGACGAUUGCAACUACGCCAUCAAGAGGAUCCGUCUACCCAACAGGGAGUUGGCCCGUGAGAAGGUCAUGCGAGAGGUGAAGGCUCUAGCUAAACUGGAACACCCAGGCAUCAUCCGUUACUUUAACGCAUGGCAGGAGAGUCCGCCACAGGGCUGGCAGGAGGACAUGGAUAAACGCUGGCUCAAAGACGCCAGUACUGCUGACUGGCUGCUGAGCUCUCCUGACCACAUGGAAGCAUUCUCAGUCAAGGUUCCUGUGGCCUCUCCCUCUCCGGUGGACUCCUCGUGCAUGUGCGCUGGUGGUGGGGAUACAAGUGUGUGCGCUGGUGAUCAGGUGUGUGUGGAGGGUCUGGGGCCUGACAGUAUGAUGUCAGAGAGAGACAGUCAGGCUGACCUAGAUGCUGUCCUGGAAGUCUCUGAUUCUCCCCACUCUUUUGUCCUCUGCCCUCCCCGCACGGUUGCUCCUGGUGACUGCACUUCCUCCUCCUUUGAUAUUGUCUUUGAGGACUCAGGCUGUGAACACCAGGACAAUGAAAGUGAUCUCAGCGGAAGCACACCUGUGCCACCUGUGUGCCCUUCGCGGUCUGGAUCCAAACCCCAGUGUAGUACAUCAACAAGGCCACCCUCUUCCACACCUCCACGGCCCACCUCUCUGAGUCUGGUCUCCAGCACCCCUUGCCCUCCUGUGCGGCCCCUGCUCACACCUAAAGUCUACCUAUACAUUCAGAUGCAGCUGUGCAGGAAGGAGAACCUGAAGGACUGGAUGGCCCAGAGAUGUUUGCCUGAGCUCAGGGAGAAUGCAGAGUGUCUGGACAUCUUCCUGCAGAUUGCAGAGGCUGUGGUUUUCUUACAUAGCAAAGGACUUAUGCACAGAGAUCUUAAGCCUUCUAAUAUUUUCUUCACAAUGGAUGACGUGGUAAAAGUCGGAGACUUUGGACUGGUAACUGCCAUGGAUCAGGAGGAAGAUGAUGAGGAACUGAGUGCCCUCACCCCAAUGCCAGUCUAUGCCCGUCACACCGGCCAAGUGGGCACCAAACUCUACAUGAGCCCUGAGCAGCUGUCUGGGAAUUCUUAUUCCCAUAAGGUUGACAUUUAUUCCCUCGGAUUGAUUCUUUUUGAGCUGCUCUAUCCGUUCCGCACACAGAUGGAAAGAGUCAGGACACUCACAGAGGUCAGAGCCCUGCAGUUUCCUGCUGCUUUCUAUAAGGCCAAUGUCCAGGAAGUAAGCUCAAAUGGUACGUUGCAUGCUGUCUCGAGUGUCUGCAGAGCGGCCAGAGGCAUCAGAAAUCACAGAGGCCCCCCUGUUCCAGGAGCUGGAGGUGCCCUGCAGAAUCAGACAACGCACUCGGACAUACAGCGCAUCAUCUGCAGGACGACCAUCACGACAGAUAUCCACAUCAAACUAGAAUUCCCACUCAAAGACAUGCAUAUACUGUGCCUCAUCUACUGGACGACAAAUGCAACCAGUCACCCCCUCUUGGCACACACAAAAUUCCGACCUUCCAGAAACUUCCAUUUUAAGCAACAGAUCAUUCCACAGACCUCUAAAACUGGAAUUACACACCGCAAGCAUGCACACUUCAUCCAUUCUUAACUGACCAAUUAAGGCCUUUUUGCCAUGGUUGCUCAACUUCCACCUUUAGAGUCUUGAGUUAAGGCCCCUUUUGCUCUAAUUUUAACUCAUUGUUGACCAAUCACAUGAUUCCCAGCUCGAUUUCCAGAUGUACCGUUGUUACACACCCACACACAGUUGUAGGAGGAGAGUUGUUGUUUAUGCAGUACUAAUGAAUGAUGAUGAAUGACCUGCCUUUGGAUGCCGUUCACUCUGCAUGUCUUAAACAGGAAGUUGAUACAUGCUUUCCUGUCCGAACAGAAAUUGUACUUGGUAUUUAAGCUCCUGGUCAUUUAAAUGACAGGAGAGAAAUAACAAGUAAGCAAGAGAGGCUUUGUGUGCUUUAAAGGUGCUCGUUCGAGUCUGAACGCACAAGUUAUAUAGCAUUAUAGCCACUCGCUGUUACGGAUAAACAGUGUUAGUGGCUUAGGUGUUCAUUACUUGAUAAAACUGAAACUGCAUAUUGCUGAGUGCAAUUGGGGAUUUUUAAACUGCCUUUUAAAGCUGGACUUUACCAAGAUGUUUGAGGCUGUUGUGCUGUCAGAAUAAGUGGCUUAGAAUUGAAUCAAGAGUGGUUUGAAAUGCAGACUGUAAAAACCAUUCUGUAAAAUACUUCAUCUCAUUAGCACCUAAAAAUAUAGUUUUCUGUAUCUCUAAUCAUUUUGGGCCAGACAUAAUGAUUUUUCGGGAUAAGUCUGAAUAAGAAGUGUUUUGACUAAUCACAUACACAAUAUGAGAUACAGCCAGAGGAAUCACUUCAACCAAAUAUUGAGCACACACCCUUAAUUGUAACAUAUCAGGUAAUAACUGAUUGUAUCAUUGUUCUUAUCAGUUUUGAAUUGAUAAGGGAUUGGGGAAAUUGAAUUUUCCCUUAGAACCAAUGUAAUUUUCUUUUGUAUAUGGAAUUUUCUGUAUAGUAUCUGCUUUUUACACAACUUUUUUCAACAUCGAUGGACCUGUUUAUCCUAAGAAUUGUUCUCAAAUGUGUUGAGUUUGAGAGAGAAUGGAGACAGAUAUCUGUGGUGAUGGAUUGGACCUCUGUGGUCUCUUCUGUUUAAAAGAUACACUGGGUGCCUCUGCGUGCGAAUACUGGCAUGUUUCCUGAAAGGGCCAUUAUGCUGCAGAUUGGACAUGAGAUUACGACCUCUGACCCUUAAUCACAAUCACAUGAUGCUUUGUCCUGUAAUCUACGUCAGGGACCACUUUAUGAAUCUUUCACCUUUUAACCUGUUGCUGUGAACACAAUCCAGUAAAGGCAAUUAAGAGUGCUAAUCCCGUUUGUUCAGAUCACUGUGGCUACUGGGCAAGCCCUUCCCUGUCUAAUGAUCACAAAUUACGUCUCUCUGUUUGGAUUAAUUUUAUUGAUGGCUGUUUUGAUCAUAGCCAGCCCUAUUCAUUAUUGUUAAUGUAGUGUUUGGUUUUGACACAAUUCAGUUUCAGUCAUGUUCAUCAGCUGUUUUCUGUUUUGUUUUUCUUGUGUCUGUUGAAAUCCCAGUUUCACUUUCCUUUAGCCCAGCUAUCUGUCCAGUCGUGUAUGUAAAUAUUUUAUUUGUUUUUAUUUAUGUUGACUGUAAAAAUCAAUCCGUUGGAUUGGUUGAGCUAUAAAUAAGGUAUAUGAAUGCACUUCAUCCAGAGGAGUGCGUUGAAAUAUUGCGACUUCUUACAAGUCAGAUUUAAUAAACGUUCUAUGAUGUUUGUAAGGGUGCUUUUGUGU
Xyrauchen texanus (razorback sucker) is the source of this 5390-nucleotide messenger RNA. It is a transcript of the gene eif2ak3, whose product is annotated as eukaryotic translation initiation factor 2-alpha kinase 3. The coding region runs from base 176 to 3658 and encodes 1160 amino acids. Gene Ontology annotation, biological process: protein phosphorylation. Lineage: Eukaryota; Metazoa; Chordata; Actinopteri; Cypriniformes; Catostomidae. Gene Ontology annotation, molecular function: protein kinase activity; ATP binding; protein binding. The transcript has 17 exons. The record is from RefSeq and is a predicted model, not a curated record.